Metarhizium album ARSEF 1941 is the source of this 1083-nucleotide messenger RNA. RefSeq lists its product as uncharacterized. The record is from RefSeq and is a predicted model, not a curated record. Gene Ontology annotation, cellular component: extrinsic component of mitochondrial inner membrane. The coding region runs from base 1 to 1083 and encodes 360 amino acids. The transcript has 3 exons. Gene Ontology annotation, biological process: mitochondrial respiratory chain complex IV assembly. Lineage: Eukaryota; Fungi; Ascomycota; Sordariomycetes; Hypocreales; Clavicipitaceae.
AUGCCUCCUGCCCAUGUUGACUUUGAAUGUCCCGACUGUGGAUUUCCCGUCUAUUGCAGCAAAGAGCACUGGAUGGACCACUACGAGGAGCAUCUGAGGAUCUGUGACACUUUGCGGCAGAUCAACGAGGACGAUCACGAUUUACGUUCUGGCCGUGUAUUCUUUGAGGGCAACCUUCCAGACCUACAGAUGGACGAGGCUGCGGUGAAUAUGACGAAUUGGGAUACAUUUAUGUACACCAGGGAGUUUGAUGCUGUCAACUCAGACCGCUCCAUGAGGCAAAUCACGCGUCUCCUCACGUAUCCUGUCACCAUUGGCAGUGUUUUACAUGAAUUGAGUCCCUACAGCCUAAGAAAGGGCGGGCGACUGACACCGGAAGGCUUGAAGAGCUUUAGUGCAUUGAGAUAUAACCUACACCCUCCAAGAACCGGCCGAGGUGCAGGAGUCAACCAGCUUCGCCCCGAGCCGCCACCCGUCAGGGUAUUCAUACUUGGCGCGCGAGCUGAAUCAUCGCUGCCUCGGGCAACUUGGACGCAAUUGGCUCACCUUUUCCCCGAUUCGAGACUUCAUCUGGUCUUCAUUGGACCAGAAAGCAUGGCCAAUCGAGACGAUGAAUUCCCCCUACCGGAACGGACGCCUUCGAACCCCUUUGGUGCCAUUGUUGAGGAUCGUGUGUGGUACAAGUUGAAAAUAAGUACGAUUGUCGACUACUACCACACAAUUCACAGGACUGGCCAUUUUGCACCCUAUGAUGCCUAUUUCGACUGCUUUGUUCUAUUCCACCCUGGCCUCGGCCAUCCGGCAAGCAGCCAUGAAUGGGAAGAGACACUGCCGCUUCUUUUGGAGACCAAAGUGCCGAUCAUUGCGACUGGGUACACACAGUUCGACCUGGAACGCGAUGUCGAGUGGGUGCAUAAAAAGUCGAAAGGAGAGUUUGAUAUUCUGCUUGAGCCAGGCGAGAAUAUCUUCCGGAGCUUGAGAUGGGAUCUGAACGACAUGGACCCGCAGGAUAUUAGUUGCGGCAAUUGGGGAGUAUGGGCUUUCCGAGGCAAGAGAUAUGAGGCAACCAAAAAGGAUGUGUGA